AUGGACAUGAAGCUUGCCCCAGAAGAUGCAUACUUAAGCUAUUACGAUGUUCGAUGUCAGUAUUCCUGCGUCCCAUGCCUGCACCUGAUGGCUUCCUACAACCAAGAUCAUAUACUGAGACAAAGUGAGGAUAUAGUGACAAGAGAAGACGUAUCAGUGCUGAAGAAUGACUGGUUAACGGAUAAUGUCAUCUCAUUCUGGGAAGAGUAUCUGGAACGAGAAUACCUCACCAACUACAAACACUCACACAUUGUCCUUCUCCGCCCCACCAUGUCCUUCAUGCUCAUGCAGACCCCAGAUCCUCGGACUAUAAAGGACGCUCUUCCCGACUUUACCAACGUCACACAUAUUUUCCUCCCCAUCAACGACAACCACUCGGCAUCGAUCGCCGAGGGCGGCACACACUGGUCACUGCUCUUGGUAUCCAUCGUCGACGGCGUCGCAUUCCACUAUGAUAGCAUGCCACCCGGAAACCAGAAUGAGGCCCACUACGUCACCCAAAAAUUCUCCAGGCUCAUCAACCGACCUCUCAGGUUCAUUCCAUUGACAGACUCCCCGUUGCAGGACAACUCGAGUGAUUGCGGGGUAUUUGUCUGUCUUAACAUGCGGCAUUUACUGCUGAAAAGACUCUUGAUGGUCCGAACGGACGCCAAGGUCAGCAUGAGUCUGGGUGGGAGGAGGGUGGACGCUUCUGCUGGGAGGAAGGAGAUGCUCCGCAUCAUUGAGGAGUUUCGCAGAGAGGGCGAGAGAAGACGAUCGUAA
Messenger RNA from Fonsecaea erecta, 762 nucleotides. RefSeq lists its product as hypothetical. The transcript has 5 exons. Gene Ontology annotation, biological process: proteolysis. The record is from RefSeq and is a predicted model, not a curated record. The coding region runs from base 1 to 762 and encodes 253 amino acids. Gene Ontology annotation, molecular function: cysteine-type peptidase activity; deNEDDylase activity. Lineage: Eukaryota; Fungi; Ascomycota; Eurotiomycetes; Chaetothyriales; Herpotrichiellaceae.